This is a messenger RNA of Fukomys damarensis (Damara mole-rat), 1519 nucleotides long. It is a transcript of the gene Slc10a4, whose product is annotated as solute carrier family 10 member 4. The record is from RefSeq and is a predicted model, not a curated record. Gene Ontology annotation, biological process: bile acid and bile salt transport. Gene Ontology annotation, cellular component: membrane. The annotation marks the transcript as partial. NCBI's taxonomy places the organism in Eukaryota, Metazoa, Chordata, Mammalia, Rodentia, Bathyergidae. Gene Ontology annotation, molecular function: bile acid:sodium symporter activity. The transcript has 3 exons.
CCGGUGGGCGCGCUGCUCGCCGCGCUCUGUCAGUUCGGCCUCCUGCCGCUGCUGGCCUUCCUGCUGGCCCUCGCCUUCAAGCUGGACGAGGUGGCCUCGGUGGCCGUGCUCCUAUGCGGCUGCUGUCCCGGCGGAAACCUCUCCAACCUCAUGUCCCUGCUGGUGGACGGCGACAUGAACCUCAGCAUCAUCAUGACCAUCUCCUCCACACUUCUGGCCCUGGUCUUGAUGCCCCUGUGCCUGUGGAUCUACAGCCGGGCCUGGAUCGACACCCCUCUGGUGCAGUUGCUUCCCUUGGGGGCGGUGACCCUGACCCUCUGCAGCACCCUCAUCCCCAUAGGGCUGGGCGUCUUCAUCCGCUACAAAUAUAAUCGUGUGGCUGACUACAUUGUGAAGGUUUCCCUGUGGUCUCUGCUAGUGACGCUGGUGGCCCUUUUCAUACUGACUGGCACCAUGUUAGGGCCCGAACUGCUGGCAAGUAUCCCUGCAGCUGUUUAUGUGGUUGCCAUUUUUAUGCCUUUGGCCGGCUAUGCCUCAGGCUAUGGUUUAGCUACUCUCUUCCACCUCUCACCCAACUGCAAGAGGACUGUGUGCCUAGAAACAGGCAGUCAGAAUGUGCAGCUCUGCACCGCCAUCCUGAAACUGGCCUUCCCGCCUCGCUUCAUAGGAAGCAUGUACAUGUUUCCCUUGCUUUAUGCCCUUUUCCAGUCUGCGGAAGCAGGGAUUUUUGUUUUAAUAUAUAAAAUGUAUGGAAGUGAAAUACUGCACAAGCGAGAUCCCCUAGAUGAAGAUGAAGAUACAGAUAUUUCUUAUAAGAAACUAAAAGAAGAGGAAAUGGCAGAUACCUCCUAUGGCACAGUGAAAACCGAUAAUUUAGUAAUGAUGGAAACCGCCCAGACUUCUCUCUAAAUGUGGAAAUACACAGGAGCUUCUAUCUUGCUGAAAUACUAAUUCAUAUUUAUGGCCUCUGGUAGUGUAUAUGGUUUACAUAAAGGAUAAUAGUUGGUUUGCUUUACAUGUAACACUUUUGAUCUUUCCAUUGUAAAGUUGCACUGGUGUAGUAAACAAGUGUUUUCCUAGAUUUAAAUCAAUGUCAGUAUAAUUUACAUCUGCGUCAGCUUGUGAAGCUCCAUCUGGUUCAAUAUGCUUUUUGGUUUUUGCCAUUACCAAUUUCUAUGACUGCUUCACAGAUAGAGACUACUGUAUUAGAAAACAGGGUCUGGAAAUGUAGUUUCAGUGCACUGUGUUAUCUGAGUAAAGACAAGCUAUCUGUAAAGCAUAAUUGAGUUUACUGUAAAACAGAAAAGUGUGUUCUCGCUCAACUUGUAAAACACUUGAUGAUGCUGAAUUGUGACCUAUACUCAGAAAAAUCCCAAACAGGUCAGCGACACAGUGAAAUAUAGUAUUUUAUUGUCAACCCAGUAACAAAUUACAGAAAGAAAUAUAUUGAUGUAUUUGAUUACUUGAUCUGACAUCUGUUUAUUGCAAAUGAACCACUAACAUUUUCCCAGUGAAUAAA